Brugia malayi is the source of this 207-nucleotide messenger RNA. RefSeq lists its product as uncharacterized. Bases 1 to 207 code for a protein of 68 amino acids. The record is from RefSeq and is a predicted model, not a curated record. The transcript has 3 exons. Lineage: Eukaryota; Metazoa; Nematoda; Chromadorea; Rhabditida; Onchocercidae. Gene Ontology annotation, molecular function: nucleic acid binding.
AUGCGUCGACAAGGAAAAUCAUUGAUAUUUUUCAUCCUUCGAGAUGGUACUGGUUUCCUUCAAGUACUACUCAUGGAUAAACUAUGCCAGACGUAUGACGCUCUCACUGUGAAUACUGAUUGCACGGUUGAGAUAUACGGUACAAUAAAGGAAGUUCCGGAAGGUAAAGAGGCACCGAAUGGGCAUGAGUUAAUAGCUGAUUUCUGA